UAUUUGAAUUUGAAGCCAACAGCUCACUAGACACACGCCCACUCUUUUCCUGAUCAAGUGUUGGCCAUUUUUCAUUAGAUUAUAGAUCUGGUUGUAGUAGUAUUGAGCUAAAAUCCGAGCAGUGUUCUUGUAGUAAUGCAGUGUCUCUUUAAAGGAAGGGGGAGUGUAGAAGAGGGAUAGAGCAAAGCGAUGAAUAGAAGGCACCAGAACCACCUACCAUGACCAAGUGCGCUGCAAAUGUAGGACACAAAUUGGUGUGGAAUACAAACGACUCCUUACGCGACACGUUCGGACCAAAACCAUGAGUGGAUGUGCCUUAUUAUGCGACCGAGAUUUUUGUAAACCAGUUCACACAUGCGGUCAUCAUGGGAACGCGGGACGGAGAGCGUUUUUUUCUCCCAAAUCUUCUGAAACGGAAGAGGAGACAAGAAGUGAAAUGCAUGUGUGUGGAGUAUCAAUGGUAGGCAUUGCAUAAUCCAAGCCGCAGGAAAAAAGAGCUACAUCUACUCUAGCUGCCUGGUUUCUCCUCCUUCUGCAUUGGUGCCUGCACUUGUUUGGCGAUGCCCUUUUCUCUCUUAGGAAAGACUUAGCGAGGGAAAUGAUGUAUUCGAAGCUGGAUGUGUGCUGCAUUCAGAGAGAUUCGCCAAUCACCGAGGCCAGGGAAGAGGCAGUGGUUACUGUGUCGGGCCUGGGAAGUAUCCAGCCCCACUAUCUCCUCCUUUUCCUCCCCCCAGCAGGACCAUGCUUGCGUGAGGGAUGAGGCUGUGCACAGGGACACCAGGCCAAAACUGCGGCCUACUUCUCCUCCUCCUCACAAGAGCCGGUCUCCCGACUGCAACACCUCUGAACACAUCGCCACCGUCAAAUCAGCAUAUUUGGUCAACAGGUAGAUCCAGGAGCAUGAGCAGGACUUUGAGCUGCGGGUGCAGAUGUCUGGGUACAAGCGCAUGCGGCGGCAGCACCAAAAGCAGCUGAUCGCCUUGGAGAACAGGCUUAAGGCCGAGAUGGAUGAGCACCGGCUCCGACUACAGAAGGAAAUAGAGACACAUGCCAACAACACAUACAUUGAGUUGGAGAGGCUGGCCAAGAGGCAUGCUGCUCAAACGGACAAAGAGAUGAAGACCGCUGCAUCUGAGGAGAGGAGGAUCCAGCAACAGAUCAUUGCUCAGCAGAAGAGGGAACUGGCUGCUUUCUUAGAGAACCAGAAAAAGGAGUACAGACUUUGCAAGGACAAGCUCAAAGAGGAGAUGAGUGAGGACCCCUGUACGCCAAAAGAGGAGAAGCAGGAGCGUCUGUCACGACACAAAGAGACGGUGCAGCGCUCUCAGGCCGAGGAGGAGGCUCAUGUCCUGGCCCAACAAAGGCUGGUGUAUGACCGCAGCUGCAGAGCACUCAAACGCCGUUCACUCAUCAAGAAGCACGAGUUUGAACAGGAGCAAAUCAGAGAGGAACUGAAUAAGAAGCGCACACAGAAGGAGAUGGAGCAUGCCCUGCUGAUCCGGCAGGACGAGUCCACACAGGACCUGGAGCGGCGGCAGCUGCAGAUGCUCCAGAAGCUGAGGGCAGAGCUGAUGCGCCUCCAACACCAGACCGAGCUGGAGAACCAAGAGGAGUACAACAACAGAAGGCAGAGGGAGCUCCAUCGGAAACACUCUCUGGAGAAGAGGCAGCAGCCCAGGGACCUCAAGACGAUGGAGAUGCAGAUCAAGAAACAGUUCCAGGACACAUGUAAAGUGCAGAAUAAACAGUACAAGGCUCUGAAGAAUCACCAGCUGGAGGUGUCUCCCAAAGGCGACCACAAAACCCUUCUGAGGAGCCUCAAAGAAGAGCAGACGCGCAAACUUGCAGUGCUGGCGGAGCAGUACGAGCAUAGCAUCAACGAAAUGAUGGCCUCACAAGCGAUGCGUCUGGAGUCGGAGCAGGAGUCGGAGCUGGUGGCUCUAGAGCAACAGUUGAAACAGGAGAUGGAGCUGCUGGACGCGUACCAGCGGAAGACCCAGGCCCAAAUGGAGAGUCAGCACGAGCGCGAGCAGCAGAAACUCCAGCAGAAGGUCUCCAUCCGCAGAGCACACCUGGAACAGAAGAUUGAAGAAGAACUAGCAGCACUUCAAAAGGAACGCACAGAGAGAAUAAAGCAACUGUUUGAACGACAAGACAGAGAAUUACACACUUUUGACACAGAGAGCCGCAGUUUGGGCUUUGGCAGCCUGGGAUCUUUGGACUUCCCCAAAGAAGACAACAGAUGAAAGUGGACUAACACAGUAGUGGACUACAUAUCUGUGCUCUGCUCACACUUGACCAAGAACGCAACUUCUCCUAACUCCUAACGCUGACCAAGUCGGAUAUACCUUUCUCUUUUACUUUUCUUCAAUUAGAUAUCGGAUCUUUAAAUCGAGGUGUUAUGUGCAAUGAACAACUUCUUUUGUGAAACUUGAAUAAUGGGGAAGUAUAAUACAAAAAGAUGCUACAACAACACAAACAUAACAAUAAUUCAAGCCUAGUCAGUGUAACUUCAACCGACAUGUGUUAUAAAAGAAAUACAGACUCCUCAACACCAUUUCCACUUUUUGGUAUGAAUUGAACAAAUCAGGAAAAUUUUAGUACAAUGGGCACUUUGUUAUAUUUUGAGUAGAAACUUCAUGUUCAUAUGAUGCUAUGUGUGUGUUACAUGGAAGGACAAUGUGGAAUGUGAGCUGCGGACUCCCGUGGUGUUAAGCUGCUUCAGUCUGUUUAUCGUUUGACAACACUUCAUUAUCUUUGAUUGAUUUGCUAUAUGCUUAGAAUGUUAAUAUUAUUGUAUAGGGUCCACCGAAUACAGUGAGAGAUUACUUUAAUGAUUUCCCUUCUGGCCAUUCAUCACAUGCUUAUGCAUACAGUAUACUAGACAACAGUCCUUAAAUUAUCUUUAUUUGAUAUAAGGUUAAUUGGCAACUCGAGAUCCCACUUGGUAAAUCUGCUUAAUAUUGCAUGCACUUUAAGGACAAAUUCAGGUUGUGAAGUGAAGCAUGAAUCUGUUUGUAUAUAAAAGUGGUCAUAGCUUAUAUUGUUUCAGUUGAUAAAUUCUGAACAUACAGGCGCCAUAUUUUAACAUAGAUCAUCUCACAAAUGCCUUCUUUUAAGUUGUGCCUGAUGCAGAUUUGAGUUCAGUGUUCAGUGUCAGCCAUGUUUCUUUCUGAGCUAAAUGUGUGGAUCAUUUAAUGUUCACUAAUCAGAGUUCUUGUAAAGGAAAAUGGUGAGAAUUGUGCUGUAUAACUUUUGAUAUGAAUAUUUGUACAUGAGAAUAUAGAUGAUACAGAGACACUGGUCUAUUACCAAUAACAGAGCUUACAAUAAAGACUCAGUUUUCUUUUGUAA
Messenger RNA from Boleophthalmus pectinirostris (great blue-spotted mudskipper), 3354 nucleotides. RefSeq names its product TAO kinase 3b (gene taok3b). NCBI's taxonomy places the organism in Eukaryota, Metazoa, Chordata, Actinopteri, Gobiiformes, Gobiidae. The transcript is spliced from 8 exons. The coding region runs from base 930 to 2246 and encodes 438 amino acids. The record is from RefSeq and is a predicted model, not a curated record. Gene Ontology annotation, biological process: execution phase of apoptosis.